Molecule: messenger RNA, 2667 nt
Organism: Oppiella nova
Lineage: Eukaryota; Metazoa; Arthropoda; Arachnida; Sarcoptiformes; Oppiidae
Source: the annotation of a GenBank genome assembly
AUGAACUGCAAAUUGAUGGCCGUAUUGGUGGUGAUGGCAGUGAUGGCGAGUGUUUGGGCGGAUGUGUCGGACAUGUCUGUUGAGGACAUACAGGAGCACCAGUUCUACGCCCAUCUGAACGGCAGUUACUGUUACUCGAGUCCACUGAAGUCGAGCACCGGUAGUGACAACUAUUACAGGACGUGUUGGUAUGUCUGUGUCGGACGGCUAGUUAAGUUUUACCUACGUGUAUGGAGUUUGCCACCGGGACCAAUACCAUUGCCAUUAAUUGGGAACUUGUGGAUGAUGAUUGGAAAGAACAAGGAUCUAAUUGGGGGAAUGACACAGUUAUGCGACAAAUAUCCCAAAAUGUUUACCUUCUGGAUGGCCACCAGAGCCUCGAUUGUGAUCACAGACAUCGAGUUGUCUCGAGAGGUGUUCCGCAAGAAUGAAUUCGCUGGCCGUCCCACUGAUAGCUAUACCGGUAGUCUAUUCUCAAACGAGGAUUACACUGAUAUUGUGUUCACGAAUUAUGGCCCCAAUUGGGAAGCGCUGAGACGUGUCGCACAUUCAGCCGUUCAUUUAAGUAUAGAUGAUCCGGAAUUUCUACACAUUAAAUAUGUGAUGAAAGACUACAGUAAGGAGCUAGGUGCUAGACUACUGUUUUGGGAAAUGUCACCACUUUUUAGAUCCAUUGAUCGCAAAGAAGUGGCAAAACAUAAGAAACUGUUUGAAGACUUUAAGAAUGAUCUGAUAAUUCAAUACAGAGAUCACUACAAAGACUACUCGGAAACAGUUAUCCGUGAUUUUUGUGAUGCACUCAUAAGUGCUAAGAAUGAGGCCCUCAGAGACCACAAGGAAUCGGCCCGGUAUCUGACUGAUAAUAACCUGGCAAUGGCUGUGUUUGACCUGUUCCUCGCGGGCACCGACACCUCACAGAUUACAUUGAGAUGGAUGUUAUUAUUCCUCUCGUAUUAUCCGGAAGUGCAGCGAAAGUUGAGACAAGAGAUUGAGACACAAAUCGGAGACCGAAUGCCAACACAUGAGGACAGGAAUCGAUGCCAUUAUGUCAUGGCUUUCAUCGCUGAGACUCUGAGGUUCAGGAAUGUUGCCCCACAAGGGGUCCCACACAGUGCUGUUGUUGACACAAAAAUAGACGGCUAUUCAAUACCUAAAGGGAUGAUAAUAUUUGUAUUCCAGGGAUAUAUACUAAAUGAUGAAAAGCAUUGGACAGACCCUCACAAACUAACACCUGAGAGAUUUCUGGACAGUGAGGGCCGGUUCAUGACUACCCGUCCAAAGGCGUACAUCCCGUUCGGUGUGGGACGACGUGUUUGUUUGGGCGAGAAGUUAGCCAUCGCUGACCUCUUCCUAGUUUUGGUCACAUUUCUGCAGUCGACUCAAGACUACGAUAUAAUCCUCGACAGUCAUAAUGGUCUCGACAAUGAUCCUAAAAUUCUUGACGCUUUCACUCCAAAGGACUAUAAAAUUAUCCACUUUGACAGCCUAAUUAAUUUUAAACAACAUUUUACGGAAACAUUGAGCGAUGUAUCGGCCAAUUAUGGGUCGGUCUUCACCUUCUGGUUGGGAUACAACCCAUUCAUUGUCAUCACAGACAUAGACAUCGCAAAGGAUAUCAUGAAUAGCAACGCCUUUGCCGGUCGAGCCAAAGGAUAUUUUGCCAGUCAAUUUUCAAAUGAAAAUUAUAGCGACAUAAUAUUUGCUGAUUACGGACAUACCUGGGAAGCACUGAGACGGGUGGCCCACUCGGCCGUACAUUAUAAUAUAGAUGACCCGGAAUAUAAACGCCUAAAAUAUGUGAUCAAAGAUUUUGCUCGGGAACAGGGAAUACGACUCAUGUUUUGGGAGUUUGUACCCAUUUCUCGGUAUUUUGAUCACAAAAUGAUUACAAAACAAAAGCAAAUGUUUGAGGACUUCAGGACUGAAUUCAACAAUGAAUACAAAGAUCACUACAAAGACUACUCGGACUCCGUUUGCCGUGACUUUUGUGAUGCACUCAUAACCGCUAAGAAUGAGGCCCUCAGAGAGGGUAAAGAGUCGGCCCCUUAUCUCACCGAUGAUAACCUGGCAAUGGCGGUCAUGGAUCUGUUCCUCGCGGGCACCGAUACCUCGCAGUUCACGUUUAGAUGGUUGUUAUUAUUAAUGACAUAUUAUCCGGAAGUACAGCAAAGGUUGAGACAAGAGAUUGAGACACAAAUCGGAGACCGAAUGCCAACACAUGAGGACAGGAAUCGAUGCCAUUAUGUCAUGGCUUUCAUCGCUGAGACGCUGAGGUUCAGGAAUGUGGUCCCGUUUGGGAGUGAAAAGUAUUUUACAAAUGCCCAUCAAUUUCACCCUGAGCGCUUUUUGGAUAAUGAUGGUCAGUAUAUGACUACCCGUCCAAAGGCGUACAUCCCGUUCGGUGUGGGACGACGUGUUUGUUUGGGCGAGAAGUUAGCCAUCGCUGACCUCUUCCUAGUUUUGGUCAGUUUAUCUGGUGUGGGACGACGUGUUUGUUUGGGCGAGAAGUUAGCCAUCGCUGACCUCUUCCUAGUUUUGGUCAGAUUUCUGCAGUCGACUCAAGACUACGAUAUAGUCCUCGACAGUCAUAAUGGUAUUGAUGGCGACCCUAAAGUUCCCGAAGCCUAUGCCCCUAAAGACUACAAAAUCAGCUUUAAUAAAAAAUAA